AUAUACAUCAUAUGGAUACCAUUCGACAACAAGUACGACGACGUUUACCACCAAAAGCUACUAUAAAAAUUCUUCGUAAAGUAUUUACACUUCCAGCUCCUGCUGCCCGUUUGGUCUUGGACGACAUUACAAAACCUCGAAAAUCUCAUAGGUCUUGGUAUAAGAAAGUACCUUGGAAUCAAGAAUGGACUGGUUGUUGGAUUGGUGAAAAUAUUCAAAAAGUGGAUGAUAAAGGUUUAGCUGAACGUAUUGAAAAAGCUGAUAUCAUCAUUUUCAAUGUUCAUGGUGGUGGAUUUCGUGUAGGAAGAUGUACUAUGUUUUUGGAUACUUAUAUCAAAUGGAUUCGCGUUCUCAAGGAAAAGUAUGGUGUUACUGUAUUGAUCAUGUCUGUAGAUUAUAGAUUGGCACCCGAGUACAAAUUCCCAAGUCCAGUAGAAGAUGUAGUACGAGCCUAUGAAUGUUUGAUCAAAACACAUAAAGUGGAUGGUUCCAAGAUUAUUGCUAUUGGUGAUUCAAAUGGUUCUUCUCUCAUUUUGGAAAUGUUAUUUAUUACCCACGAUCCAAGUAUGUUUGAAAUUGUGACAGAUGAUCCUGAAGGUGAAGCUGAAGGCGGAGCUCCUAUCUUGACGGAAUUACCAAGACCAGCUGGAACAGUAUUGAUCUCUCCUUUGGUAACAGAAGAAACAACAUCUCAAUCUUGGAAAGAAAAUGUAAAAUAUGAUUAUGUUUCACAACAUACAGCAAAAUUGAUCAAAAAAGAUUAUUUCCAUCCUUUGGAACCUAAUGCACCUCCUGAUGCUCAACAUGUACUUGGUAUUAUGCGAUUACAAACUGGAUUUCAAGCUUUCUUUAGUCCUAGGGUAUUACUUUAUAUUGGACAUAAGGAAGUGAUGCGGGAUGAUGCACUUGAUCUUGGAGCCAAGGCCGAACAAGAUGGUGUUGAUAUUGAAAUUGUAAUGGAAGAUUGUGUACAUGAUUGGUUUUGUGUUAGAGAAGUGGUGAAGGAUAAAUCUAUCUUGGAUAGGGCUGAUAAGAUCUUUGCUGAUUUUUGUUAUCGAUCUGUCUUUUUACGUGAUGGCGGAAACAAUUAUGACAAUAAAUCAUCUGUACGACGAUCAAGUGACGGACUUCAUGCUGUACCUGAAAUGGAUGAAGAUGCUGAAGAUGAAUUCCAUGAAGCAAUGACUGAAUAUACUGAUAUGGGCUCCACUGUUUCUACUGCUGUUUAUGAACGACAUAUAUCCAAUUCCAAAGGUACAAAAACAAAGACAUUGACUGUGUUUGUAUAGUAUAGUUUUUUUAUUAUUAUUAUUAUUAUUAUUCUUAUUAUCAUCUUUUAUUCUAUUUUUUUUCCCUAUUUCCUUUGUAU
Molecule: messenger RNA, 1369 nt
Organism: Halteromyces radiatus
Lineage: Eukaryota; Fungi; Mucoromycota; Mucoromycetes; Mucorales; Cunninghamellaceae
Product: alpha/beta hydrolase fold-domain-containing protein
Exons: 4
Coding region: 12-1289 (425 amino acids)
Molecular function (GO): hydrolase activity
Source: RefSeq, a predicted model, not a curated record